UUUAAUAACGACAAGCUAAAUAACUCGGCAAACCGGAAGAUCAACUUUAAAGCAUAACUAUCUGACACUUGUAAUUUGUAAUUUAGAUAUUAGUUACUUUUUAUAGGUAUUUUUAAGAAGGAUGAGGUUAAUCAAUGUUCUGACAGAUUAAAAUGGACUAGAAAAUCGAUUUUUAUUGCAACUAGUUCAAGACAUUGGAGAAAUCGGACACGUUCAUAAUAUUCGACCAAUCCAUCCAUCCAUCCUCCGUUCUCAUUAACCAAACUCGUGAAUUAACCCUCCCCCAUGUAAACCCUGUGUUUUAACCUUCUUCUUUUUCCUCUUCCUUCUCUAUCUUCUUGCAACAAGUACGAAUUAUACGAAUUAUAAAAUAUGAUGCUGGCGACUUACAAAUGUGGAUGUCCCCCGUCAAAUAAGCCACCGUGUCCACCCUGUUGCGAAUCCUCCGCUGUUGGAAGAAGAGUGGCCAAGCAUAAAAGUCCUGCAGAUUAUCCCGAGAGUAUCUGUUGCAGCAAGCGUUCGUUGAGACCCGUUACUUCAGAACCGAAAAUCGAAAAACCUCCACCGUGUUGUCCCACGAUGCCGUCUGAUUCCAAAGAGUUUGAAAGACCUUGUAAACUUCGUUCAGAGAUUGCGGACAAGGGAUUGCCUUACAAGGAGAUGGAAGUUACUAUCAAUGAUAAUAGAUUGGUGAUUAGAACUCAAAAAGAGGAGGUGAAACAGCAAUACGAUCCUCCGUGCGAUUGUGUCGAGGAGUCUCGGCCUGUUGCGAUGGUCACGGACGAAAUUGAUCAACCUCCGGCUGCAGGAAGUAGAACGGUUACUCUGUAUCCACGAGCGAAGAAAUCUGACGAGAAGGUGACCGAAAAAGAGUGCGAUCAGGAAGAAACUACCGACAAGACCGCUAAGGCGGAAAAUCCAAAUAUAUUUAUUUUCAAAGUGAAGAAGAAGAGUAACAACGGUGACAGGACGUUUAAUAUCGAUUUGGAGUUUAAGACACCAAGACCUUGGUCGAUGAAGAAGAGAGCGGAGUACGAGAUGAAGUUUAUGAAACCUGUGGAGAAGACUCCCACGGAGAAAACAGAUACGAAGAUGACUAUUUCGAGGAAGAGGAAAAAGAAGAAGUGAAUUUACCCGCGCCAUUCUCAAUUUACGACAGAUAGAUAGAAUAAAAUAGAUUAAAAUACCAAAUAGAUUAAAAUAAAUAAACGCAAUAAAAUAAAAACGCAUUAAAAUAAAAUAAAUAACGCAGAAAAAAUAAAUUGCAUUUAACUAAAAUAAAUAAGCUGCAACCGUUGACUCCGUACGUCUCUUCUUUUCUUAUUUUUCACGGAAUAUUCUUCUACAACGGCCUCGCUAACGUUCCUCUUUGAAAACGGCCAACCAAACGUCCCGAUAUUCGUCGUGCGUGAUCUCUGUGAUCGCGAACGAUCCAUAUAUCAGCGAGUCAACGCGCCCCAGGAGUCGUGCACUCUAUAGAGCACGGGGAUAGUCGUCGAUGGCCACCUGAAAGCGCCGGGCGACGAGGCCUCGACGUCUAUUAGGGGCUAAACGAUUCUUAAACGGGAAAAGGAACGCAUCGAGUGUCAGAGACGUAACAAUGACUUGGGUAAACAUUCCGAUAUACAGGACCACCCGGGGAGCGAGAUGCACGUCAGUGGGUAUGAAUCGAGCGAAUGCGAAUGACGGUAAAGAUCGAAUGCUUCUUGGACUGCGAAGGAAUCGCUGAAACUGAGAAAAUUUAGCAGUUGAUAAUUUUUAAAAAUGUGCAAGCAAGAAGUGAAAGAGUCAGAAGCAUUUCUUAUUAGAAAAUAUCGUUUUAACUUUAUUACAUCGUUCGGAUUAUCGUUGACGAAUCGUGCCAGGUUUCGAUAUCAUUGAAUAUUUUUUAACGAAAUAAUUCAGAGAUUAUGGCAUGAAAAAAUUAAAUUAGGCAACGAGAAGAAAAAGUAGUGAGAGUCUUUGAUCGUUGUACUUGCAAUUAGUUUUCAAUGGAAAGCUGAAACGAAUUGCACGUGAAACGUGAGCAAGUGUUGCUCCGUUCGCGAGUCGUCGAAACGGAAUCAAUGGUGUCUUCGCACCGGGUGUUCUUCCUGUUCCCUCGGUCUUCUUUCGAUAAUCGUAUCUCAUAUCCAUGGGGUGUCGAGUAAAGAAUACAAACUUUUGAAUAGCGUUCCCGAUGUUGUUGAGUAAUAGCAUUUGCCAGAAAUCGAGAUCAAAUCGUUUCUUCGUCCCAACAUACGCUCAAACUGUGUUAUUUCUGCAGACCAUGUUAAAAGAAAAUAUCUUAUCUUUACUUUUUGGGUAGUAACGUAGAAAGAUAUUCUGUCGUCAUAGUUGAAGUAUAAAUUAAACGAUGAAUUCUUGUCGCAGAUUAUUAAUCAUACGAUUAAUUUAUUACGACAUUCGGGAAUGAAAAAUGUAAAUAUAAACAUUAGAAGGAAGCAAAGGAAAGCUCGAGUUUCAAUCAGCAUUGUGAAAUAAAUUCAUUUUGGGCUUAUUUAGGGCUUGCUUUGGAGUCAAGUAUCUACAAAUGACGUUGAAGACACGCCUUCCGAAAUUCUGACGUUACAAUAGAAACAUCACAGGUUCUAUGGUAAUCCGAGAUUAAGGACCAUAAAAUCGGAUUACAGGUAAUCUGGCUUACGUUCAACCAAACGCUCAACACCAUAAAAUCGAGACCUCGUCUCUCCAGGCAGCAAAAUUCCUGUCUGCGAACGUACUACUUGUGGAAGCAGAAACGCAUUUCGUAUCAUUGUGGAUAUUUGUGUGUAACGGAUACCGAAAAACAAGGAACAGUAAAUAAAUAAAAGACUAAUUUAUACCAGGUGAAAAAGAUUAAGAACCUAUGUUGUCGUAUUUCAGUAAAUGAGUAGGUAGGUGUCGACAAGCUCGAAGACACGUCUCAGCGGGGAUGCUGCUACCCGACACACAAUCAGAAAUCCGCAAGUUCUCAUAUAAAAACGCAGUCCUAAGUUGACUGGAUUUUCUCAUCUCAGGUAAAUCAAAUUUUCAUGCAAAUUCUUUGUUUCAACGAGUCUUAAGGUUGCGCCAACUAUAUAAACGUUGCAACGCGAUAUAAAUUUACGACGAAAGUCACAUUAAAACAACAAUAUCGUUACGUAGGAAAGACUCUAUUGGAAUUUUAUAAUUUUACAACACGCAGUACGAUUCGUAGCAACAGUCCAGAUUAACGUACUCCAGGUGCUCUUUAACGUCGAUGUAGAUAUAAUUUCUGAAAUAUAGCGUCGCGUAUAAAAUUUUCUUUGCCCCACGAUUCGCUAAACGAUCAACGAUUUCGCCUCAGACGUAAUCUAAUAGCCGCGCAAUAAUCUCCUCGGAGGGGAAACUAAUUGAAUUCGAGUUUUUUUUCUUCGCCACAAUCUGGCCAACUACCCCUCGCGGUUACUCGCCCCACAAUCGACCGAAACAUUUACGUAUGCGGCCACGAACUGUCGCGUAAGAACGUAUUGCAACGAAAACGAUGGUGAAAAAAAAACGGAAGAAGGGCAGGGAUAGACUUACACGCGGUAACCGACCCUUCCGGAAUGCAAAAGGGCGCAACCCUCGUUCCCCCAUGUACCAGCCCUUCUCCGCCAGUCACCCUAUAACACGAAUGAGAUUUUUCUACCCUUCGAACUGGAUUUUCGUGCAGCCAUCUUAAAUUUAAUUGUCGAGAAAAUGGUGGUGUCGAUACUCGACGCCUUUGAUCCUUAACGUUUCGUAUUUAUUAAACGCUUACUUUUAAAUUUAUUUGUAAAUACUUAUUUGCGAAUAGAUAUUGGUCCUUAAUCCUUCAUCUACGUUUGUAUUUUCACUGUAAGCUCUGAGAUUGCUUGACCAUUUUAUUUAUUAAAAAUCACUGUGUCAUAUAGAAUUUGUUUGUUAAUUGUCUUUUACAUUUGGAUGCAUAGUAAGAGGGAGCAAAAUUCUUCAGAGAUUUUAAUAGAAGUAAAUAAUAAUUCAAGUUGCUCCGAGAGGCGGGUGAUACGUAAACAAGAAUUUGGUUUUAGCAUAAGAACGAAGAUCGUCGUUCGUUACAGUCUCCGAUUUUGAUUUGAGAACUGACAAUCAUAGCGACUGAACUAUUGUUGAUAUCGAUAUCAUAAAACGUAAUAACACAGUGAGAGAAUAUUCUACACGUGUAAUUAUAAUAGAUUUAUACGAAUUUUAGGUAAAACCGGACUACGAAGUUUUAGAGAGACUUAAUAA
This is a messenger RNA of Bombus pyrosoma, 4212 nucleotides long. RefSeq lists its product as uncharacterized. The record is from RefSeq and is a predicted model, not a curated record. The transcript has a single exon. Bases 373 to 1128 code for a protein of 251 amino acids. Lineage: Eukaryota; Metazoa; Arthropoda; Insecta; Hymenoptera; Apidae.